CAACUAAACAACCUACCACAAGAAAACAGAGUUCAAUACCUACCCACCCCCUUUAAAGUUUCGGUUUUUUACGCGCCUGCUGACUAAUUGCCUUUUAUAUAGCCCGACUAUAUAAAACUGUACAAUAAGACACGGCCAACUGUUAUAAUUUUGCCAAGCCUAAGUUAAAGCUGGAAAUUGCUUCGCUCUAAAGUGAAGUUUGAAAUUUUCGCAGCGAAAAACGUUUUUUUCAAUUGAUUUUUAUUGAGUGAGAACGAGAACCCCUUCUGUUUCGGUUUCUAAUUGAAGACAAUUACUGGCAUAAAAAGUGAACUGCAUUCCAAGUAGAGCAAAACAGUAACUACUUCAUCAUCUUCAGCACAUCAUCAAGAUUCAAAUGCUGCAUUAUUAGCAUUCAUUUUCUGUGGGGCAACAACGAAAACGAAAAAAAUAAGCGGAAAAUGUAUCUCAUACAGACUGUUCAGACCACUUGGCGGCCACAAUUGCCGCUGCCCAGGGAGCUUCAACUGACCAAUGACCGGAACAGCGAAGAUUCGAAGGUGAUCACCACGACGACGACCACAGCGGACAUCCAUCAUCAUCACAACCACGAGGAGGAGGAGGAUUUAGAGGAGGACAUGGAUCGGCUGAGGGGCAAUCACAGCAUUGGAGGAUCCUCGCAACAGCUUUCGGGCAAACAGAAAUGGUCGUUUGGUCGUCUAUUCAAAAAGAAGAAGGAGGCGGAGAGUGCCUCCUCCAGCGAGGAGGAUCGCAAGGCGGGUUUUGUGCCCGCCCAGCGUCAAUCGGCGGCGGGCAAACCAAAGGGAAAACAUGGCAAGGGAUCACGAGGAAGCAGCAAGUUCGAUCACAUAGUGGUUAGUCCACGACAAGAGCAGGCGGCUCCACCACCACCACAUCCGCCGCAACCCAUCAUAGACAACGAGUUCUUCCUGCCCUUGGAAACCAUAGGACAAGAGCCCUACUAUCAAAAUCAACCGGGCUACUACCAGCGUUCUAGUAACUCCUUAGACAGGAGAUUACUCCUGCAGCAGCAUCCUGGCACUCAGGUUAACAAAUCCCGCUCAGCGCAGCGGGGACCCAAGCCACCGGGAGCUCCGCACUCCAGCGAAGAGGAACUCAUCUCGCUGAACUCCUCAACCUUCUCCAAAUACCGCAGCGAUGAAAGCAUCCACUUGGGCUCCUCCGCCGCUGGACAAAGUCGACGCAGUCGAGCGGCUCGCAAUGAGCGUUACUACAAGAGAUUAUCGAGGGAUGGUGAACCAAGUCAUGGAGGAGCUCCAGUAGUUAAUCCCCAACAGCAGCAGCAGAGGUACAAAACCCAACCUCUACCUUUGUCUAUUUAUCAACCAACCCCGAAUGCCUCCAAUGGCUACGUGCAGUGGCAACCGAAUCCCCCAAAGAACCUCCAGAAUGCGAUGCAGAAUGAUGGCAAGCGGAGCAUCAGCUACGAUAGUCACAUACACCUGCAGAAUAUGAAUGGAAGGAUGCAGAGUAAACCCUUGCCACCACCACCUCCACCCAGGGAUCCUUUGAGGAGGGUUCAGAUAGGAGGAGGAUCUGGUCAGAUGGGUUCCAGUUCGGGGGAUCUGCGUCCCGUUUCCUAUGCCUUUGAUCACAAUAGUCGCUGUGCUUCGGACGAUCGCAUUUGGCAGCCACCUCAUUACCAAUCGGUGCAUUCGCUCAACUCCCAGCCCAGUUCCUCGAUAGUCAGUGCUCCAGUGAGUCAACAGCAACCGCAUCACCGCAGAUUCAUCACUCGAUCGGAGAGGAAUGCCCAUCCCGGCAAGCAAUCGCUGCCCAAUGGCAUUGACUUUCACUAUGUGGCAGAUGCAACGCCGCGUUCGAGGAAGCCUAUACACAUGAUGGAUGCUGGGAGGAUGGACAGCGGAGGAGCUCCAGCCUCCAGUGGAGUACUAAGGACCUCCAAGAGUGGUCUACCCACGCCGAGUACGCCAGUUCCCCCACAACCCUUGGCCAAACCGAGAUCGUUUUCCAGCUCGCGACUCAGUGAACUGAGAACCUAUCCCAUGCCCAUGUACUCGGAGGUGCAGAAACCUAAGAAACCUUUGCAACCCUCACCCAAUCAGGAGAACAUCAUUUGCGGCAGUCUGCACAUUAAACCUAGUAAUCAAACGAGUGGCAAUCAAAACUAUGUGGAGAUACGCCAUCGGGAUGUGCACAAGACCAACUCGAUGCCGCAUCAUUAUCAAAACAGGAGAUCCGGAGAGGAUUUGCCUAACAAGUACGAGGAAUAUGUGGCCGAGAAGAGGGAGCAACAUCAGCAGGCUCCGCCACCAGUUUAUCCUGAAAGGAAGAUGAGCACUCCAUCGGUGGGUCCUCCUCCACCUGUUUACUUUCCCCGCAAGAAGCCUGCUAAUUUAGAGGAGGCCAUCAACGAACUGGAGGCCAUUUACAAGUCCCUUGGACUCACUGAACCAGCGGAAACCAAACCGGAACCCAAGAUAAGGAUUCCCACCCCCAGUGACUUUGAAAAGUUCGCUUUGGCGCAUGCCGAUGACUACGAGGAUGAGGAUUCCCCAACAGGAGAACCUGAUCCCGUUCGAGAUGAUGUGGCCUUUAGGAAUCUACAAUUAGCGAACCUCCCACAUCGUUCGGCGGAGAAGCAGCCACCAUUUGGCAUCCCAGUGGGACCCAUUGUGCCUGCCCCACAAUCCGAUUAUCUUCAUGUGGAGCCAGUGAGGGUGAAGAAGAAGACGGGCUCUCCUGACAUCAUUAAAGAUGAUCUGGCUGUGCGUUCUCUAAGGAAAGAUCCUCCAGGACCCAAGACCAGUUUUAUCUAUCCCAUGCAAAAGAAACAGCGGGCGAUAAGAACCCAGUCGGCUAAUAUCUAUAACCUCAUACAAAGAGAUGCUGCGAAGCCUUCGGGUGGAGAUCUCAAGAGCUACAUGGAACUCACACGCAAUCUGGAGAGAUCGGGCAGCAUGUCCAAUUUGCAGGGUGAAGGAGGAGCUAGUAGUGAUACCAAAGAUGUUCCCGCUACUCUUGAUCUCCUUCGGAAGUUAAAAGCCCAGGAUGAGGAACUGGAUUUGGCUAAGAAACACCACCAUCAUCAUCAUCAUUUGAUACCCUUUAGGCAUCCCAGUCAAGGGGGAGCCAUUGCCCAGCUGCCCGAGCGACUGAGCAAGGAGGAGAAGACACCUCCUGUUCCUGCUCCCCGCAAGAGUUUGACCCCCGAACCCAUGAUGGAUGAUGCUCUGAACAAGAUUGCCCAGGAUGCUCAGGCCUCAAGCAUUAAACUAAGUCAGGAGCUGCAUGAACUCAGAAAGGAGGCCUUGAUUACAGCCGCAAGACCUAAGUUAAAUGCGGAACAACAGAGAUUGGAGGAUGAACUGCAGCAAAUUGAGGCGGUUUCCGAGGCAGCCAAGCGAUGUGGUCAGAUGCUGCUGGAAACUCUGCCCGAUGCGGGUCAAGAAGAUCAGGAAUCGCAAGAGAAACCCUUGAGAAAGCUACACAAGGAGGGAAAACUCAUCCGCGCCAUCGAUGAGGUUUCCGAGGCAGCAAACGCCGUUUGUGAGAAGAUCCUCAAGGACAUUGUGACCACAGAGCCACCGGUGGUUGUACAAGAAGCUCUCCAAGUCAAGCAAACCAUUAAAACUGGAGCGGGUGGAGAACAGCUAGUGAUGCCCCAUCUCAUCAAGAAACUGGAUCCCAUACAAUCCGAUAAAAUAGAGCAUAUAGCUAGGCGCUGCAUGCGACAAUUGAGCGAAUUGGCCAAUCAACCGGACUACGAUAAUCUGACAGGAACCACCUGUAAUACCACCAAUGCUCCACCAGGUGGUGCAGCCGCUGAUGCCACUCUCGUUUGUCCCGUUCCAGAAAAUCAAGGGAAGACGACGCUUGAGGAGAUUGACAAGAUUAUGCAGGAGUGCGAGCGUCAGGCAAAGAGCAGCAGCAGUACCACCAUCACCACCACAACCACCGAUGAUCAGCGCACCACUGCCCCCAGUUUGACCAGUGGCAGUGGUGCCAGCGGCAGCGGCAGCAGUUUCCCACCCAAUGUGAGCACCACCGCCAGUUCGUUCAGCUCGAGCAGCGAUUGCUUGGCCAAAUCUUCGAGUUCUUCGCGCGGCGCCAGUCGUCCGCUCUCCUCGAGCAUCACCUCCUUCAAUCCGUACUCCUCCAGCGACUACAUCAAGUCGCAGAGCAGCGAUUGCCAUGCACCCAGCACCGAUCCGAUCAAGACCUUUAGCACCACCUCCUAUGAGGUUCAGUCCACACCGCAGAGCAGCACCAUUAGCACCAAGACGAUCAGUAGCACUAGUAAUCCAACGAGUGUAGAGACGAAGCCAACUGUUUCCACGGAUUCACCACCACCGCUUCAACUGACACCAGUGGGUGAGAGGAGGAUUAGGGGAGCCUCCUGCUCCUCCAGCACAUCCUCACCAUCGCAGUACAACUCCAGCGAGGAGCUGGCCGCCAUUUUUGGCAUCGAAGAGCCAGCGAAGCAUCAUCAUCAUCACCAACGCAGCCGACAGCUGACAGAAACCAUUGCGGCCUCAAGUGACUUAUCCACAGCACCUGCCACUGCCAAAACUAGCUGCCAGCCACCUGAGCCACAGAAGUCGCAACAGAAGACCACCACCAAGGAUUCGUCUGAUUCCAGUUCGCAAAAGUCAUCCAGCGGAUAUCGUGGUCAUCAUCCGCACUUCCAUCAUCACACCACGCCCGCCUACUACACGGAUCUCCAGCUGAGGAUCCACACGCCGAAUGCAUCGGAUGUGGGUGCCUUGAAUGAGAAUUAUCGCAGUGUUUACAGUACUCCCAGUACGCAGCUAGUGGAACAGCGCUCCUUUCCCAAGAGCUCCUCGGCCACCAAGGAUCCACCUUUGUCUUCUAUCAGCAAUCCUGCGAGGUCAACUUUUUUUCGUGGAGACUCUGCGUCCAGCGACAGUCACACAAGACUCCAGCGUCGCAGUCAGCAGAGAUACGGCAGCGAACCGGGACGCUUCAACAGAUACUCUCAGGGAUCUGCGAGCCCUACCAAAGGUGAACUUGAAUCUGGCCAGGAGCCAGUCCUCUCCAGUCACCACUCCCCCAUCAACACAUCCACCAAUAGCACUAGCAAUACCACAACCAUUAGUAGUUGUAAUCCCGUAGAGCCAGAACCCAGUAGCCUAGCUAAUCCCAGUGGCGCCACAUCUGGUCGCAACAGCCGGCACAAGCAGCGUUUCCACAGCAGCCGAUCCCGUCGAGCGGUGCGCGUGCGCAGUGAAUCGCGUCCUAUCAGCGCCCUCUACGACAUAAUAUGCAAGGAGAAGAACCUGGACAACAGCAGCAGCAGCAGCAGCAACGAGGAAAGGGAGAAGGAUCUGGAGAAGAGGAGUCCUCAGAAGACGUCGACUGAUCAGGAGAAGUCGCCCACAACCGACAAGCUGGCGACCUUUUGGCCCCUGCACCAUCACUACCUCAAUCCCCCGAUGAGCAGCGGCAACUCGGGCGGCCCAUCCAAGAAGCAGCAGCAGCAGCAGGAGAAGCCAGGUCACCAUUUGCUCCAAGGAGCAUCCAAGGAUUUGCCCGCCGGCAGCAGCAACAGCAGCAGCGAUGAUGAGCGGGCACUGCACUCCAGUCGCAAGGUUACCAAUCUGAAGGCCACUUCGCUGCCGCCGGAGGAGGGGUUGCCCUCUGAGAUUAGCCUUUCUUGCUCCUCCUCCAAUCGACUGAAUCUCCGUUUGGCCAGGAGUUUGGAGCCAUCAGCUCGCAAUAUCCAAGCGACGGCUUCCCGGGAAGUUCAGAACUAUGAUGCCGGGGAGCCAGUAAAUACGGAUAGAUUGUUUGUAGAACCUCCGAAGGUAUCGCUUUCCGCCAUUAGGAACACCCUAUACGAUCAUGAUGAUCUGGAGAUUGAAGACUGCGAUAGUACCACCCAAUUCGAUCAGGGCGAUGUCCUUGAUACCCUGGAACGCUGGAACCAGGAAGUCGGCAAUUCCGGUUCGGGAGCUCAGCUAAUGAAUGGCGGAGCCAAUGGCCAUCAUCAUCAUCAAUCGGAUCCCGAGGCAGACCAUCACGAUCACGAACAACCCGAUCAUCUCGAACAGAAUGCACAUCAAUCAUUGCCAGUAGAACCCAAGUCUCUUCAUCAUCAUCAUCAUCAUCAGGCCACCAAUGCGCGCAGAUUCAUAACGCGCACCACGCGUUCCGCCAGUCGCCAAAGUUCCGCCGGACAUUCGCCUCCACCACCGCUCCAUCGCAGUGACGACUCCUCCAGCAGUUCACCCACCCAUUCUCCAGCCACCCGUAGAAGGAAUAAAUUAGGAGGUGGUGCUAACGAUCCACCAUCCUCCUCCGCGAAUGGAAAUAGCUCCGCUUAUGAAACGGCAGCCACGACUGUGAUGACCCAUGACCACCACCACCAGCAGCAGCAGCCACGACAUCCUCCAGUUGAAGUUCCUAAGGCUCUAGUAGCCAUCGAUCCGCAGCCAGAAGCAGCCAUCAGCGUCCUGGGUUCGUGUCCCACUGCAGCUGUUAAUUCAGCCAGCCAAAGUCGAGGAAAAGCUGGCAAAUGCAGUAUUAAUUGCACCUACAGCCACAGCAGCAGCAGCAACAACAACUGCAACGCGAGGCAACGCAACAGCAGCAGCAACAACAAUAAUACUAAACAACAGCAACACGCCACGCCCAUGCCGCCCCUAGCUAAUGCCAACAAAGCGCCGUUAAUUGUGCUUAAGACACCCGCCACAUCUGCAGCAGCAGCAGCAACAUCCAUCGCAGUUGCAACAACAGCAGCAACAUCCAUCGGCACGGCAGCAACAUCUGCUGCUGGUUCGCCCAUUAAGCGUCGCAAGAAUCCCCUAUCGCCACUGCGUCUCGGUCACCAGUCCACCAUUGCUCCUCCGCAGGCCAUUGCCAGUCCGCUGCUCAGCGGCGGCAGCUGCUCCUCCUCGACCACCUCGCCCCAAUCCUCGCCAGCUGUUCGCACCACCAAGGCGAGUCGCCUGCGCGCCGCCGCGCUUGAUAAAAAGAAGGAAGAGGAGCAGCGCCAGCGUUACACUUCGCCAGUUUCCCCAAGAAUCCCCUCCAGCAACGGAGGAGGACCUGUAGCCCAACGUCGUCUCAGCAGCUCGGAGCUAUCGCCCAAGUCGCCAGGUGCUGCUAGUGGAUUUAACUCGGAGCCAGCUCCAUCUUCAGGUAGUAGAAUCCCGUCGAGAUCUGCCUCCCAACCGGUGGACACACCGCCCACCCAAAGAAGGCAGCCUCUGGUGGCCGUCAGUUCGGGAAUCUCCAUGAAGCAGAGUCUCAGCGAAUUGCACUUUACGGGCGGAGCUGUGAGUCCGCCCAAGGCAACGGCGGAAUGCACUCUUCGGAUGCGACCACGUAGCUCCACCAUGAGCACCGAGAACACGGAGAACGGACGACGUGACCACUUGGCCAAUCUGCAACUGAGUCCCGUGCAAAAGCACAAGAGAACGCCCGAAGUUUCACCACGUCGUUUGGGAGAUCGCGACAAGUCGGCUAAACGGAAAUCGAAUCUGAAUCGUUCGUUGACCGAGGAAGCCACCAAGGAUGGCGAUGAGGUAGCCACUUCAACGCGCCGUCGACGACGUCGUGAACUGGGAAUGGCUCGACCUUUGGUGCCCGGGGAUGAUGAAGCUCUGAGGGAUUUGCUCCAAACACCGCAGAAAAGUUCCUGCAGCGAGUCUACGAACUCAAUUUCCGAGCCCUACCGUCAGUUUAUACCUGCUGUUCGCCAUCCGGAGGUUCCUGUGCGCACGAUGACUGCUGUUUUGCCUGCUCCAAGACCUCUGCAUGCUCCAGUGGCCAGGAGUGUCACCCAGAAAUUUAAUGAAAGGACCAAGACCGAGCUGGCGGAGAUUAAGAAGAUUGCCGAGCAAUCGGAACCGCAGCCCCCAGCGGUGGAUGAAAGCCAGAAAAUGGCGGCCAUAGCGAGGAGGAAGAGCACGGAUGAGGGAGGAGGAUUACCCAACCAGAAUUCACCACCUGCUCCGAAUCAAAUUGUAUCAAUACUAAAGAAGAAGGAGCACGGACUGGGCGAUUGCAACUCGAGUGCCUCGAGCAAUCCUUCGCCGGUGACCUUCUCCUCGAGCGUUAUGGAUAAUCCACUGGCGGGCGCCAGUCGCUGCAAAAGGCAGGGAAUCCUGAAGAAGAGAUCGAGCCUGGAUGAAUCACGCUACUAUUCGCGUUCCCAUUCACCCGACGAACGGAGUAUUCUCAUCAAGUCGGCGAGGAGGAAUUCCCUGGAGGAAGCGGGCACUGGAUUGAGUCCAGCUCAGGCCCAUGGAAUCUUGAAGCAGAGCAGCUACGACAGCAGCAAGAGUGAUGGUUGCCCCUCGGCCAACGAGAGUCAACCGCAUAGCAUCCUGAAGAAGAAGGACUCGCUAUCCACACCCUCGGAUGGGGGAUGCCACAAGCAUGUUUCCAUUUCCCAGGCUGUAACCUUGGCUGCCGCCGAACUGGCCGCCCAUGAUGGCGUUACCUUUGGUGAAGACGGUGAAGAACACGAUAUACGACCCAUCUUGAAACAGGAGAGCACCUCCAGCGAGGAGGCAGUCCGUCCCCCGAAGCCCAUACUUAAAAAGAAGUCCUUUGGCGAGGCGGAUGAACACGAAAUACGCCCGAUACUGAAGAGCUCGCGAAAGAGCAGUCGCGAGGAGUUUGAUUUGAGUGGUUUGGAGAGCAACGAGGUCAACGAUUCCCUAUCCUCAAUCCUCAAGUCGGAUUCGCCUUCCAAGCGUCGAUCGCUGGGCUCUGCUUCCCAUGAUUUAGAGGAAACCAGCACUUCGCCCAGUUUGCUAAAGAGGCGAACCCGUUCGCUGGAAAGGAGGGACGUCCAGCCUGGCAUGGAUUUGGCAGCCGCACUGGAUGCUAUUGCCAAUUCGCAGGUUGCCCCUAGUACUCCCGUGGAUUUUGUGACCACUCCAUCGAGUAUUUCGGUGGCCGAGCGGAUUAAGCGCAUGGAGAUGCUCUCGACGCCCACUUCCCGUGCGGCGGGUGGAGCCAACAGCAGCUGGGAGUCACCGCUGCAGGCUUCGACAUCGGAGCAGGCAGGAGGAGGAGCUGCUGCCACGCCAAGGGUACUCAAGCCCAGUGUCCUGCGCAGGGAUUUGCAGAGAGAGCGGUACAAAACGCAACCCGUGACCAACGAGGAGAUGAGCUUCUUUAAAGCCAACUCCGCGCCCUUCGACAUCUCGGCCUCGUCGGCCUUCAAGCCCACCAAACCGCUGGACAUUCGCUUGAGCCACGCGCCGCUGGCACCGCUGAUUUCGCCGAUAACAGGACAACCACUGAGUCACGUGCCUGCUCCUCUCCUGCUAUCUUCAUCCACGAAUUCGGGAGUGGGAUCCUCCUUCCGUUUGGGUCGCAGUUCCACGCAGCCACUGCAAUCGCCCCGAGUUGUCCACUUGGCCAGUCAGGCGGCUCCUGGUGGAUCAUCUGCAUCAUCCUCGCUGUUGGCACGCCAAAAUUCGAUCAACGACACCAGCAGCGUCAAUCUCAGCGAGCAGCUAACUUUAUCCAUUGGAACGGACAGUGAGCACAUCUUCGAGAUGUCCGCCUUGGAGGAGGAUUCGGCCAUUCAGUCGCUGAGCGAUGAGACAGCCGCUUCCGCAUCUGCAAGUUCAAGCUCAGCAGCCACCGCAACCACUACGACGACCACCACCACUCCACCAUCAAGUGGUUUAACGCGCAGCAAUAGCGUUCGAGCCAGGGCCAAUAUGUUCCAGCAAUUGCAGGAGCAGUCGCGCAAUCAACGGGCAACGGGAGCCAACCGUCAAUCUCCACCAGCUGCGGCGGAAGUGUCUUCAAACCAAACCGACAAUUCCAUGCAAAGUGAAGAGCUGUCCACGCCAAAUGCAACGAUAGAUGCGGAAUUUGAACCCUCAUCUCUUUCGCUGGCCGAGCGUCUGGCCUUCUUCAGCAAUCUUUGCGAGAGCGGCGGCGGCGGCGGUGGAGGAGGCAGCGCCAGUGGAAGGUAUCGCAGUCGCACCAGCAGCUACUCAAGGAGUCCACCCAUCGAAAGGACGACGCCCAGGAGCAGCACCACCGCCAGCAGCACCAGUGUGACGCCCACGCCCAUGGAUUACUCACCCAUACCGCAUGAAAAGGAGUUAUCUAGUCUGACGCUAGAGAGCAUCAUUGAACCGGAGGAGCAGGAGGAGCAGGUCACCAAGGACCAGGUGGACCUGGAUGAGCAGGUUAAGCUAAGGAAAAAGGAUACUCCGCCUCCUGUUCUAAGGGAAUCGCCCCUGCACAAUGGCUUUCAUGUUCUGACCAGAUCCGCCACCGAUCCGCCGUCAAGCCAAUCUUCUCUCCGCAUUACAGUACGCACUCCUGGCAAGCUAAUACUGCCUGAUACUUUCAGAGGAGAUAGGAAUAAUAAUAGCGGUAGUGGCUCUAACAGCUGGAACUCCUGCCUGGUUAAAUUGCAAACUCUAGAGCCUGUGAACCUCUCCGUUCAGCUGCGCACCAUAGGCAAAGUGAAGUCCCCCUUUAUAGAAAAGCAACAGGAAAAGCAGCUAGCAAAUGGCACCACCAGCGAUAGUGGUUCGGAUUCGGGCAAGGAGAAUUGCGCCUCCAAUCAGCAGAUAAAUCAUCAGGAAAGUAAUCAGAAUCCCCAGGAGGAAGAGAAUCGUGCUCCACCCAGAGUAUCCGAGAUGAGGAGGAAGAUCAGUCGAUUGGUGCAGCAACAGCAGGUGCAACCACAACCCGUCAAUCGGCGACACACCACCGAGAUCACCUCGGUGACCAUAGGAGCACCACGUUCGCCCAACGUAGACGAUCGCUUUGCCAAGUAUUUCGGGGUAAAAGAAAGCUUCAAUAGCACCACCACCCUAAUGAAAACUCAAUCGCUGCCCAGCCAACAAGUAGAAGCCACCAAUGCGCAUGUUAGAAUACCACCCAUAACCACAGUGGUUUCCAAGCGACGAGAGCUGCUCAAAAGGACGCGUCCCUUGUCCAUGGAUCACUAUUCGAGUGGCUGCACCAGUCCCACGGCGAUGCCAAGUCCGAAGAGAGCACAUUCACCGGUGAAUCGACGAAAGGCCACCAUUUCCAGCUACGAAGAUAUUGAGGUCACACCCGAUGAACUCCGUGCGGCUGGCAAGGAAUUUAAGCUGUUGUACGGCGAGUUAUUGGGCUGAAAAAUUUGAUAUUUUGGCCAAGCAUUCAAAAUUUCCCAAUUUUUCAAAACAAAAACCGAAACCCAAACCCCCUUUCAUUUUCGAAACCCCCAGAAAUUAUGCUCUCUUCGUGUGGGUCCUGCGCUCAGUGUGAUAGAUGCGCCCGAUCCCAAUCCUGUCCACCUGUAGUAGUCUCGUAGUA
Messenger RNA from Drosophila takahashii, 11295 nucleotides. RefSeq names its product Supervillin (gene Svil). Lineage: Eukaryota; Metazoa; Arthropoda; Insecta; Diptera; Drosophilidae. Gene Ontology annotation, biological process: barbed-end actin filament capping; actin polymerization or depolymerization; actin filament severing. Gene Ontology annotation, cellular component: actin cytoskeleton; cytoplasm. The record is from RefSeq and is a predicted model, not a curated record. Gene Ontology annotation, molecular function: actin filament binding; phosphatidylinositol-4,5-bisphosphate binding.